AUGGCUACGUUAGCCGAACAGCGGUAUGGACUGAGCCUCAUUGAUGGAAUGUUACCGAACUGUUCCAUUGGUCAGAGCUUGGAUGUGGUCAAAGUGAUGAGAUCACUUGGGGAAUUCGUCGCGAACUUCAACUACUGCCUGAACCAGCAGGUGUUCAUCGAGAAAAUGUCACCGAAUCGAACACUCCGUGUGCUGACAGCCGAACAUAUGGCAGAUUCCAUGAGAACUCAUGGCCUUGGGGUGCUGAACACCAGCGUCAACAUCACCUAUCAGUUUCUUCGGAGUAAAUUUGGAAUUUUCAAUCAAUUCCUCCGAGACGAACAUAUUCAUGCUCAACUACAGAAGGAUAUCCGAUAUUUCCAAGAAAAUCUGCAAUCUCUAAAAAGAUGUUUCCUCCCAAACGGGCUGAGCAGUUCAAUCGUGCCUUCUCACAACUUUCGAUUGAAAGUGGUGAGCUUACUUAUAUGGAUCGCUUCAGAAUGCUAA
This is a messenger RNA of Cooperia oncophora, 486 nucleotides long. Lineage: Eukaryota; Metazoa; Nematoda; Chromadorea; Rhabditida; Trichostrongylidae. The record is from the annotation of a GenBank genome assembly.